AUAAUCGGGAAAUGGAAGUUGAAUGGAAAUGGCAGAAAGUUAGAUGGAAAUGGAUGGCCAUCAUAAUGGGGAGAUAGGGUUCACACUGGUUUCAGAGUUAACUGCAGAGGAGCCUCAGUUUACCUUGUCCUGUAACUCCACCGAUGGACCUGCUACAUCUGUCAUUUGGACCAGAAAUUCUGACACAGUUGGUGAAGGAACAACUGUAUUGAACGACGCAGUGGCUGCCCACUACACCCACACUCUGACUGUGACUGGGAGACUGGGUGGAGUCUAUGUCUGCACCGUUUCUAACAGCAUUUCAACUACUGCUAGUAGUGGACAAAACAUAGAAGUUGCCUCGUCUCCUACAAACUUGAUGGUGACUCAAGAAACCGCAACCUCUUUCAGGCUCUCCUGGACUCCUCCCUCUCCACUGGGAGACACCACUGGCUACACCAUCUCCUACACUGGAGGAGGCAGCAGUGGUAGUGUGAAUGUUGCCGGUGGCUCAACCGACAGCUUCUCACUGACUGGUCUCGAUAGUGGAGAGACCUACACUAUUUCCCUUAUUGGAAGGUCUCGACAUAUCCCUAGUGCUGCAAUCACAGCUCAAAUUGUACCAAGUGAGGCUGAAAUAGUACUCGAUGUAUUCCCUAGGGUUAAAUUCUUCGGUUUUAGUCCCAGCUCCAGGGCAGGUGUUGGUGUCAGUGAGCUCCAUAACAGCCACCUCCAUCUCCCUCUCCUGGAGUGUGUCCAGUGGGAGGGUGGCCAGUUGGGAGGUGGUCUGGAGACCCACUGACAGAGGCACUGAGAGCACCAGUGGUCCUCUGUCUGGCACUACCUACACCAUCCACCAGUUGGACCCCUCCACUAUCUACACACUCACUGUAUCAGCC
Molecule: messenger RNA, 878 nt
Organism: Geodia barretti
Lineage: Eukaryota; Metazoa; Porifera; Demospongiae; Tetractinellida; Geodiidae
Source: the annotation of a GenBank genome assembly